CGGCAUUCGCUUUUAUACGCGAAGUCUCUAGAAUAGAGGAUACUUUACAAUAUCUUACAUUGUUAGGUUGUCCUUUGCUAUUCACACACCUUGAAGUUACUCCAUUCCUUGUCCCGAGCAUCCAUUCCCAGUCAAAAGAUACCGCAAUGCAUCUUAUCCUUACUGGUGCUACUGGCCUAGUCGGUGCCGCAGUGCUCGACAACAUGCUUGCGCAACAAUCCAUAAGUCGUAUUUCUAUACUCAGUCGACGGCCAGUUGCGAUGGCAGAAGGACACGACAAGGCCAAAGUGAUCAUACACAACGAUUUUGGAGUUUACAGCGAAGCGCUGCUGGAUGAGUUGCGCGACGCAAAAGGAUGUGUAUGGGCACUUGGUGUGAGCCAGAACGACGUUGACAAAGAGAAAUAUAUCGAGAUAACGCAUGAUUAUACACUUGAGGCUGCCAAAGCCUUCUCGACUUUGCACCCAGACUCACCUUUCACCUUUGUGUACGUCUCUGGCGAAGGCGCGACUCAAUCACCAGGGAUGUUCACUCCGUUGUUCGGACGUGUGAAAGGGCAGAUAGAAUCAGCACUGCUCCAACUAAACAAGGAUCGCCCUCAGUUCAAAGCUUACAAUAUACGCCCUGCAGCUGUUGAUUGGAGAGAACAUACUGAAAUCCAUGGUUUCAUUCCCAAGCAACCAUACACCAAGAACGUAUUGUUUUCUGCUAUCAAUGCUGUAUCCAAGAGUUGGAUGACGCCUACAAAACCUAUGGGCAAGAUUAUGACCGAACUUGCGAUGUCGUCUGGCGCUCCUAUGCAUGACAGCAACAUGGGAAUGGAGGGACGACUCAUAUCCAAUAUAGCUUUCAGGAGAAUGGCUGGUCUUUAGUUGAGGUUGUUUCACGACCAAAAACCUGUUGGUAACUUAAUUAUGCAACAUUAUAUAAGGCAGAGCUUAGAUAGCGACCUCGGCACGGCGCUUGUUGGAGUGUAAGAGUCAUCGA
Alternaria alternata is the source of this 987-nucleotide messenger RNA. RefSeq lists its product as hypothetical. Bases 147 to 872 code for a protein of 241 amino acids. The record is from RefSeq and is a predicted model, not a curated record. The transcript is spliced from 2 exons. NCBI's taxonomy places the organism in Eukaryota, Fungi, Ascomycota, Dothideomycetes, Pleosporales, Pleosporaceae.